This is a messenger RNA of Cooperia oncophora, 1005 nucleotides long. The record is from the annotation of a GenBank genome assembly. NCBI's taxonomy places the organism in Eukaryota, Metazoa, Nematoda, Chromadorea, Rhabditida, Trichostrongylidae.
AUGGCUACGAUCCCAGUCACAACAUGCAAUAAGGAGGGCGUAGAAAAAGAACAUAUGGAGUCUCGCCACAACCUGCCACAAAGGGAGAGAAAACGAAUUCGUCAUCAAACGUCAUUUUCACGAGAUGCUUCACUACCACCUGACCUAUUAGCUAAUCUAAUUUCGUUCCGCAUGAAGAAACCUACAUCAAUCGCCACCAUGGAGAAGAACGUUGGAGUUCCAGCACCCCUUCCCAAGACCAAGGCAAUGGUCAUGAAGACCACUCGUCCGGAUAAGCUGGAGCCUCUAACGAAGCCAGCGGCUAGCUCAGAAUCUGUCACAAUAUCAUCGGAAAGAUCGCGCAAGCGAUCUGCCUCCUCAUCGUUGUGGUCUGAGGAUCUCCUUCAAGAAGAACCGUGCAUCUGGGACCAUGAUGAAGGAACUACUCCAACAAGGAAGCAGAAUCCUCUCACACGCGGCAAGCAAACAGUCUCGGCACCAUCAUCUCCCGAAGCAAUGGAGCAACUGCACGAACAAGAGCAGAUUAUAGAAGCAUUCCAUGAACAGAACGUGAAAAUGCAUCACGCGAAUGAAGCAAAGAUAGAAAAACUCGAUUUGAAAAAGAAUAACCUAAUAGCUCAACGGGAGCUUCAGACGAUCCCGAAUGAAACACAUGAAGUCAUCGCUUUGAUUGAGAAGGAACGGCAAAAGGAUCGAAGCACUGCAGCUCUCAACGACUUGAAGGUGAAACGGCGCCCCCUCCAGUCAAAGGAUCCGAGAUUGGAACAGAGAAUGGAAGACCUCGAACGACAUGAAAGGGAAAAGACCGGAAGCUUUACUCGCUCGAGGAUACGUGGUAACAUGCAGCAGAAACGAAAGGAUGAAGACAUCAACAUAGAAAAGGAAUGUGACCACGACAGGAGAUACGAUAGGAGAAGACGAGAUGGACGCGAAUCUAGACAUCGACGGAAUUCUUCACACGAUCACGAUAACAAUUACUCCAACAAACAGUGGCGGAGAGUAUAG